Messenger RNA from Cladocopium goreaui, 2049 nucleotides. Lineage: Eukaryota; Dinophyceae; Suessiales; Symbiodiniaceae. The record is from the annotation of a GenBank genome assembly.
AUGAACCUGGCACUGGACACAGUGCUGACCCUUCCAGAGCUUUGUUGGGAGCGAACUCCGGUCUGGACCUUGGCUUUGAUGUUGAAUCAUGUCAUGCCGGUGCAUCUUCACUCUAUGAACCUUCUAGUGAUUUCCUGGAACGAAGCAAUGACAGUGCAGUGGAUGUUGGUUACACAAGGCGCCCGUUUGUCCAUGCCUUUGGAUUGGGGUGACUCAACUGUGCCUGUCGUGGAUUCAACUGGAUCUGGCAUUGAACAACCGGCCAUCCCCUCAGUGAGCUGUCAGCAGAGUUUUCAAUUCAUCAGACAUACAACUGAUGCCACGUACAUUCAACAGCGUGACAAGACGUUGCAGUGCGCGUUGCAGAAGUGGCGUUUCCUCGUCAUGUUGGAUCCCCAGGCAUCAGAUGUAGGUAGACAGCUAGUUGGAAAAGAUGAACAAGAGACUGAACUGGUGUUGACGUCGGUAAUGGGCGUCAAAAGCCCAAACACUGUUCUGAAGAGAGCCAACGCACUGCUUUUAUAUUACAGAUGGAACAGUGUCAAUGGAUAUUUCCCCAUGGUGCCGUUCAAUGAAGAAGACAUUUGGAGGUAUGUGCAGGAACAGACAGGUAGAUCCAGCUCUGCAUCGCGAUCCCAAUCACUGAUUCAGGGCCUCAGGUUUGCACAUUUUGUCAUGGGCUUUCAUGGUACACUGUCCUGUGCCAACUCCAGGAGGAUUUCUGGGCAGGCUCAGAUACAACUGUCUCUGAAGGCACCGGUGAGACAGGCCCGGCCACUGACAGUAGCAGAAGUUCGGACACUGCACUCAAUUGCAGAUGGGUGGAGCCACUCAAAGGUUGAUAAGUGCAUUGCAUCGACAUUAUUGCUCAUGCUCUAUGGACGAUGCCGAGUUUCAGAUGUGAACUACAUCCAUGAGAUCCUUCACGAUGUCAGUGGUUCCACUGGUUUCUUGGAGGUGACUACGAGGUAUCACAAGUCGGCACGCACUGCACAACAGAAAGCAUUGUUGAUGCCGAUUCUGGUUGGUAGCGUUGGUGUCACAGCUUUCCCAUGGAUACAGGCGUGGAUCAGCAAUCGCAAAGCAUGUGGCUUGCCAACAUCAAGGGUUGUCGACGGAGCCCUGAUGCCUGCACCUUUGAUGGGCGACUCAGUCCAAUGGCUGAAACGGCCAUUGGCUCCUGGGGAGAUUUCAGGAAUCUUGAAGAAUUUUCUGAAGAGCUCUGACGAGAACCUCACAAGCCAUAGCCUUAAGGCGACGGCCCUCAGUUGGGCCGCAAAAGCUGAAGUACCCCGGGAGCAAAGAAGAGUAUUGGGAAGGCAUGCAGCAGCAGUCCAAGGGUCAGACACUUUUUACAGUCGGGACCUUUGUGUGGGGCCGGUGAACUCCUUGCAGAAGGUGGUGGCUAUGAUACGUGAUCAGAUUUUCAACCCAGAUGCGAGUCGAUCAAAUUACUUUGCGGGCUCAACAAAUAUGUCAACAGGUACACCGGCCCAUGCAGUGAUGCAGCCUUUUACUCCGGCAUACUUGAACAGGUCACAGCCGGCUACACCAUGCGCUGCACCGGCAACGCCAGCUGCACGUAGAUCAGGUGAGCAACGGACAGACGUACUGCAUGCCGACGCCUCAGUUGAAGUCAAGGAAGAGCCAUUUUGGGUCUUGCCGACGAGCGAUGCUGAGAGACGUGUCAUUGAAAUUUCAUCAGACUCAAGUGGUGAGAGUUCUGAAAGUGUGACAUGCUGUGAUACGUCUAGUGUUGCAGACACAGUUGACCUGGAGGAAGAGGACUGUCAGGAACCGCACGUUGAGGCCAGUGACAGGAUGCCAACGGUGCAGACCUUAGUAAUGAACACCAAGACGAAGAUUAUUCAUGAGUGUCGCAACAGUGGUGACAUGCAAAUAUGUGAGCAGAGCUACUUUGAAGAGCUUAUGCUGGGUUCCCUGACGUCAUGUGGACGUGAGCUUACAAAGACCUACAAGCUGGUGCUGGGGCCCUACGACUGGACUGCAAAAUGCAGAAUUUGUUUCAAAGGCAGACGUGCGCCUUAG